AUGGCUUCUGGAAGUGGAGGUCGCGCUGAUCUUCACAGAGGACAGUUAAUAGAAGUGAAAGUCGAUAAUUUCACCAGAGAUCUUGUCGCUAUUUCUUUUUCCGACGGGGGCAAAGUUUACAGGGGUAUUCUUUUGGCUGAAAAAGAAAGGUAAUUCCCAUGACAGAGUACUUAUCUAUGACACAAAACUACGUUUCAUGUGUCGAAAGAACUGUUAUAAAGUGCUCCCGUUCACAAUAAAGGAUUUUGACACUGAAAUAUCAGUUUAGGUAUUCGAGCACAGUAUUCGUAGUUAACUCGUGCGCUAUUUCGUACGAGUUUUAUUGUAUGGGCUGGUUGGAUCGGCUAGGCCACUUUUCCACUAGUGUCAUUUUAUACUUGCUUGUCUUCUCGCAGAACAUUUAACCACCAGAGCGCUGGCUGUCAAAAUCCAAUUACAUGCUUUUGGAAUACUUAAAGGGCCGUCCCGACAGACAGUAAUGUCAAGCGAUCCCUGACCUAAGACCGCGUUUCCUAUAUCGAUGGAAGGGCUUCACUAAAACCCGCAGAAGUUGUGUCGGUCGCUUGGGGGAGUCUUUCCCGACGUUUCGGUCCUUGUUACUCCACGUAGUGAGAUGUUGGAUACCUGCCUUGAUUUACAGGUUCAUAACUGGCCUUGUCGCCUUCUCCAGUUUUUCCUUUACUGAGAAUUGAGUGAAAGCGCCCCCGUCUCUUUUUUCACGUAGUUUCAUUCGUCAUGUCAUAUGACAGUCUCCACAACAGGUGCGUUUUAAAUCAGACGGUGCGAGCUUAGGCCUUUCUAUUACUUUCAAAAUCUCCGCCUGGUCAACACAGCGCCCGUAAGGGUUAGCAAACUAAGCUUGGUUUUCUGAAGUCCAGCCGAAUAGUGAAUUGCAUGUAAUGCCUUGGGGUUUUGUAAAUCAGACGAUGCAUGACAGAUCCCCUCAUUUUCCUCGCUCGCGCCGCAAAUUCCCCUGGUAUUCUGGUGUUUCAUAAAAGAUCACUUAAGUUGGUUAGCGUUCGUCUGUUUUCUUUUUUAUACUGCCUGCACCACGUCCAUAACCGGGUGCUACUAUACCGCCUCCCUAAUCAGUAUUUGGCAUUUGAGUAAGUCGUGCCACUAUGUCCCCGCUGAGCAUGCGUUUUUCAUUUCUUUACUUCUGCUGCACUGCUUCCUCAAGAAAACCAUGUUUCCUUUUCCAAAUGAGCUCGUUUGUUCAAAGAGCGUGUUUAAGUCUCUGAAGCUAUCAUUUUAUUUUGCAGUAGGAGUUUGUGGGAUUGCUAUACUCCUGCCAAUUGUCUGUGUAGCUCAGGGCUGCGGUUCCAGAUUUUGCGUUCCUGCCUCAGCUCUUUUGGCUAGUGGCAGCGGAUUUUGUGUCAUACCUCUGUUUUGCUAUUGCAAACAUGUAUGCCUAGUCAGUGAGCGCAGUCCGGUGAAAUGGACAAACAGCAUGUGGUAGAUGGAUUUUCUCAUGAGCUGUGCUGUCUCAUUGUACUUCCGGUUUACUGGAAGAAAAACCAAGACAAUGCUUUAAAAUACCCUCAGUAAGCCAAUUCUUUAGUCGCGCAGCUAAGCACACGCGUUGGUGUUUUUUGGCUACGGCCCCAUUCCACCAUUUACCUGGCCUUUCGAAUUAAGCCCCUAGGGAAUUGCGGCGCGUGCCGAAGUCAGUUAUUGCCCCACCCUGCCUGUAUCGUAACAGAUUGGCUGAAACGUACUGAUACUCCUUUCUAGCUACCAUAAUUUAGCAGAUAAGAAGCAAAUCUAUGAGCACAAGUUAGGCUAUUAUGUUGGUUAAUUUGUGGUACACACACGCACACCAAUACUCGGGAUGCGCAUACAGUCCGACAAAACUGCACUGGCCAGGGCUGCCCCUUAUACUCAAUUGUUGCUGAAUUUAUCAUAAUUAACUUAAUUUGCUCCAUGUUGUCGAUUCACCACACUCCGUGUGAUUGCAUAACUUGACGGCAAAUUCCUGGGCGAAAUUGACAUCAGUUUAGCACACCGACGGUCACAGUGGCAGAGACGCGCUCGAAGUCAGCUCUUCCCACUAUCACCCACCUCGCGUUCGACACCCUGAUGUCAACCAAGGCCGGUUUCAGGCGAGGACCACUCGUUAGGUGAACUCUUGUUGCGUAGUCUGAACGAAAUAGACCACUCUCUAAACACUCCCUUGCUCCGUGUGGCUUGUUCUGUUCCGGAAAGAGGUUUCCUAUUGCAGCUGGCUGCAUUUUCUGGCCUUUUUAAGCUCACAUAACGUUUUCUUUCACCACCCUCAAGUUUUAUACAUAGAGUGUUUCGCAUGCGCGCGAGUCCCAAAUAUGUCAAGUAGGACCUCAUGUGUCAGAAUUAAGGUAUAGAGAAAAGAUCGUUUUAUUGUCCUGCUUUUCGUGAAAAGCCUAUUGUCCACAAAAUAAAGUGUUUUUUAAAUUUUGAUAAGUUUCGUCACUGGUGCCAUUACUUCCCUGCAGGCGUAACAGAGGUAUUUAAAAAUCCCCAGCAUUCGUUUUCUGAAAGAAUAUUAACGAGAAGAACGAGGCGAAUGAUACAGACUUCAAUGACGCCACCAACCUUCUAGCUAUUUCUUCAACUCCAAACGAUCAUUGUAUGAUUUUAGAUUGCUUUCCGCGAUGUGGGAACAGUACGGCGGGCAAAGAACAUGCUCAAACCAUCUUAGUCAACUUUCUUGGAAUAAGUAUUGACACAAAUGAGUUUUGCCAGUGGAUCAGACAGGCACAAGGGAUGAAUUCAAUAUUUCCUUGCCAAUAGCAGUACGAAGCUAAUAACGUGAUCCAAUUGCUUGCAAAGUUCAGAAUUUGGCCAUAUUUCGUUAUCCUCGGAGCGACGCAAAAGCUACACCAUCCGUACCCGUAAGAGAACGCCGACCUCCACUCGUCACUAUUACUAGUGUCCACAGAGUGGUUUGAUACUGAGCUUCUCAAUGCUUUGUUUCCAACGCAUGUCAUCCACUUUUGCGGUUUUUUCCCAAACACGCUGUCACGUGCCAUGGCAUGCGCCCAAUAUAUUGCUUUCAUCGACUGCAUCUAGUUGUAAACAUAGAAGUGGCGUACACAGACUAGUCAUCCUUAAUAGGUCUGGCGGAUGACCAUUAAAGGACCAACACGUAUGAAAUUGACAAAUGUCCUACGGAGUCGCCGCCUGAUUAUUUUGUAGGCGUCAUUUUAAAGUUAACAGAUUCUGACAGUUCGGUUGCGUUCACGUAUCUGGGCUGGCGAUAUUUUUAGAUGAAUCCUGCCGGGUAUCCAACUAUUAAUUAGAAUGCUUUCGAGGAAAUGAAUAUCACCUUACAACGCCGCAGGUUGCAUUUUAAUGAUACAAACAAAGAAACAACACUGUUCGCCUUUCUCUGAAUGGUGCUAAGUUCCAGAAGUAGUUACUGCCCUCUUCUAUCACGCUCUCUGAUACAUGAAUCUUCAGAAAGAGCCAACUUGUGCUUCCUGUUCGAUCAUAAAUCCACUUUUUAGACGUCCUGACCACAGACAGUUGCGUUUGACUAUUAGCUAAGGCAGAAACUGCAUGUCUGUAUCUUUCAAGAGACGUUUUUACUGGGAAUUUCAGACAACUUUUCCUUGAUAUUUGACUGAAUUUCAGGCGAAACUAGGUCUACGGAACCACCCAUAUCUGUUCCGCACUGCUCUUACACCUGUCCACUAGAGAGGAAUUUAGCGUUCACUGUGCACAAACGUGCGCAAUUGGUGUAGUUCCCAUCAUAUUUCCAAUGCAUGUUUACGUAUUAAUUUCAGUUUUUCCUAUCGACGCAUUUGUACGGGGAUUCUUAACGCCCAGAAGAAUCAUGUACCUGUUUUGACGGUUAUGAUCAUUUAGGCUAUCUGUGAAAAUGUAAUCGUCUUUCCAUGUAUACGCAAUAGGCUUUGCCGAAUUUAUCAAAUUGCUUACUUUAUAAUUUUGCAAAUUUGGACUCUACGACGUUUUUGUUGAUACACUUGGUCGGGUUUUUGGAUUUUUAGUGGACAACUACGAAAACAAAUCCUUUAAAUCUAGUGGUAUUAUUAAGUUUGCUUCAUUCGCUAACUCUCGCGUUAUUGAAAGAUCGGCUGACUAUCUUACAGCUGGAAUGACGAUGAAAUAGAGCCGGCAAUUGGUGCUUCUCCUGAUCCCCAAAAUAAGACUGCUUUUGGAGAAAUUCGUACCAGCUAUUGCAUACUAGGGCUGUGGGAUAAUCUUCGGUUUACCUUCCACUUUCUACUGACUACACGAUCGAAUCCUCCUUAUUAUCAGUUAAAUCCACUUAGCCUGUAGUUAUGUUACAAGUUUGGUUUUCUAGAUGGGGGUUCAGCGCCCAAGGCACCGAAAUCACGAAUCCGUCUCAUUGAUUCCUGAUCUUCGUGUCAUUCUUCUACCCGUUGAACUAUGGCAUUUCACAAAGUAGUCGACAUGGCAGGCCCAAACUCUCACCUUCCUGAUUUUGAGGAUCCUGCUGCCCUGCGACGACUUGUUCCUCAGAUUUGCCUAUUUUUCACUUAGCUUUUGCUUAAUGUCGUCUAGCCGUCUGCCUCGCAUGGGUCCGCGAAGCAACCACUGGUUUGUCCAACAUGCAGGCCUCCUUCGGCGGCACUUUCAUUGCUAUCCAACUCAAAUUGCCCAUCAAAGUAAGAAAAGUAGUCUUGGUCAGCAGCUUUUCUGGACCUGACGGGCGAUGGCGCCGACAUGGUUUAUCCGCAUACCAGCUAGAUUUCAGUAUUGUGUCGUCUGACUGGGAUAUAUGGUGACCAUAUGAGACAUGCUGAAUAAGUCAUUAUGAGCGCAUUUCCCUGUGUAGGCAGGUACUCAAUUGUCAAAUUGUACGUCGUGGUGAGUAUUUGAUGCUCCUAACCAUAUUCACCGGCAGAGCCAUUGAAACAAGCCGAUGAUAAUCCUGUCUGUGAUUCGCAUCGUCACACCAGAUCUUCGAACUGCCAUUGCCAUCUUCUUGGCCAUGAUGUCGCAGCCUUAAGUUCGUAAUUUUCGCUGCAUGAGCGUCGGUAGUUAUAGCAAGUUCAUCUGUCGCCCCGAUCUCCGACCGUUUAGUGGUCGUCUGGGCAAUCGGAUUGGGUGAUCGCAUUAUCGAGAAAAGAAGUACUUGACCAACAACCACGGGUACUUUCAGUUUUGUCAAUGAGCACUGCUCAGAGAUAUUACAAGAAUAGCUUUUAUGGACUCCAACUGUCAAUCCGCUUUUACCAGCAACUCAUAUAUUCCACUGUUGAUGGAUUAUGGCACGUAUCUUGGCAGCAGAGGAUGACUCACAGACGCAGCCACGUGGGGUAUUGCAGAGACCACGAUGAUAAAGUUUGUGGGACGUAUCCGGAAAUGGUACUCUUUCCAACCUAGCAAUCUGCCACUGUGUACCCAAGUAGAGCCUCGGCCUCAUUUGAUGUCUUGAAUGGCCGUCGAAUUGCCUUUCACCGUCUGCUAGGUAAGCCGUUGCAACUUUAGUUUACCACAGACAGUUACAACAUGUGCCACUUCCGAGGCUGUGUUCUGCCAGUAUCUAUUUCGACGUGCGUUCAUUACUUAUGUUGCCUAACGGUACAGCGCCUUGAAGUUUGAGUCUCACGCGCUUCAGAUGCGCCAUACUUUGUCUGCUCAUUAAAUAGUAUUUGUCAGUACUUAGCCUUUGAAUUUGCGCUUACGAUGACGCAAAUGUACAAGCGAAAACUUAUCAGUGAAUUCCUGAGUGGACUCCAUACCCCGUUCACACGGAGCUGUUAGACACUGGUUUUUGAGGGAGACAGGGUGGUCGGUGUCGGGAUGGAGGCAUCUGACAGUUUCACUGCAUUAAAUUCCGUGAACAUCAAGCUGCCUAGGAGGGGGACUUUUACUAACACCUCAAAACGCGAGCACACGCCCCCACCCACGUGUAACAUGAACUUGUCUCACCACAUGUUUCGACUAUACUCAUUAAAUGACCGCUCGGGACCGCACCUGAGCAGCCUUUUUUCCCGUCAAACGAGGUCAUUCUCUGCGAUGAUCAUCCACUUUUGGAUAUAAAGUCAACCGGUGUCUCGCAGCCUUCUGAAAACUGGCAUUUUUCCAAAUCAACCUGAUGUCCCGAGCGACAUGUAUAAUUUGAUCUUCGUUACUACACUGAUUCCCAAUUGCAGGCUUGUCUCGGGUGGUUUUAUUGCGGUUUUCCUGCGUAAACUUGGUGUCAUUAGAAGGAAAAGGAAACUGAGAUUCGCGGUGAUACCUGCCCUAUUCCGUAUUAGCGUGUAGGUGUUAACUUCAACUACUACAAUGCGGGUAAUUCCGCCCUUUAACCGCAUUCGGGCCAUGCAAUGUUGUGUAAUUGUAAUGACAUGCUUGCCCAAGCAGCCAUGAACGCCAGUGACAGAGGUGAUGGUCAUUGUCAGCUCAGAAAACGUUGAUUACUCCUGAGUCGCCAUCAGGCAACCAAUCAGUAGUAUUUUACGCAUGCCUCUUAACGAGCAUUUACUACUGACCUGAACUAGCAAACACGGCUUUUUAAUGCCGCCGACGUUUAGCAAGCGUGGGAGUAGGAAGUCUGGUCAAGUACCAAAACAGUGUUUACAUUUCCGAGUUUUCGAACCCCUGCAGGAGUCCAUCGUCAGAGAUGACAUAGCAACAAAACAAGCGGUAGUUUUAGGAGGUAUUAACAAUUCAACGAUCAGUGGCGGAGGUCUGGAGGUGACUGCACAGGGCUCUGUAUGCCGGCGCCUUAUCGACACAGCUAUUGACUGAGUUGCCAUCCAAUGCCCAGGUCUAGAUCAGUUCUCACCUUGUCUUGCCUCCGGCGUGGCCGAUUAUCUUCGCGGCUGCAAAGUUGAACUCAUGACCCCUUUCGGGGGUGUGGGCAGCCACUUGCGAAAAUUUAUCGUCCUGUCACACAGCCAGCUUAUAUUCGUGUAUGCGCGGUCCAAGAAUGCAUUCAGUCUGUUCUUCCGUCGUUGAUUGCGUAUCAGAUAAGACUUUGUUGAGCGAGUAGGGGGAAUUCUGCAGCAUGUCUUUCCUGACGAUAACGAACGUGUCCCCAACGUAGUGGUGCCAAAAUCGGACCAUGCUGGGUGAAGGAAAAACUGGUCCCGCAGGGGACUAGAAACAAAUGGUUUCGGUGCUCGUUACGCACGCAUACACGGGAAACUCGAACAUCGCUCUCCUGUAUUAAAGCAGCUGUUCUGCUGCCACGGCGGACCGACUUAGUUGCCCGUAGUCAAAGACGCUGGCAGAAACGUACUUGACCUGCUUCUUGCAAUCACGUCGACUGUAUCGCUGGAGCAUUGUUUCAGGAAGAUGCCAGUUAUUGUCACAGGUGCAUUAGCAACCGUUUAUUUUGUAGCAUUCUGUUGUCGGUGCCUUCUCUGCCCUUUCCAACGAUGGAACCAAAGUGUUGGUAGUUUCAAGAACCGUUUCCUUGCGUUGGUGAGUCAUGUCGAGUAAGUUUUUGAGCUGACCUAUCCCCCGCGUCCGAUUGGGCAGCAGUUUCGGAUUAGGGGUAGGGGCACCAAACUCAUGAAGCGGGCAAAGAACGUGCGCAAACCAUCCUAGUCAACUUUCCUGUGUGGCAUAGGAGGUCCUCGCGGUGUUCUAGCGAGUACAGACUGUCCCAUUCGAGACGUAAGUGACGCAGUUCACUCGUGUGAUGGUUCUGAAACGACGAGGUGCCGCUCCAAAGUACUUUCGUAUUCGCAGUGUUGUGGGAUAAACCGGCUGAUCUGACGAACUCGCCCACGCGGGACUGCAUUCUAUGGGCUGUCAUAGCUUCAUGUUACGGGACUGAUAUUAGCGGCUUCGUUGAGAUAAACUGGCCGGCGCCCUGGUAAAAAUUUAAAAUCAUAAAGACUGCGCGCAUCAUCUCUUCUAAUCUGCUUAGUGGCAUAGUUAAACAUGAUAGACGGCAGGAUGCAGCCUUAUCAAACACCAAACCGAAAAUUAAGCAUUUGGAAGGGACUGUCACCAGCUGGGCGUCUGAAGCGGCUAGGACAUUAGGUGCAGCCCGACUACCACGAUAGUCAUAGCCCAGUCCGGCUUUGGAGAAGACGAAAGACACCAGUAGGAGGCGUGUAUUCUAUACAAGAGCUCGGUGGCGACCAAACCCCCUAAAGCGCAGCCGGCUCUGGAUCUGUGCACGCGUUCCUCGUACAGUGAAAAGGACGCAAAUGACUUGUGAGAGCCUGUCAGUGUUUGUGAUAACGGAACUUGCGGGCGUUUGUGAUUGGCCAUUCGCCAGGCUAAAUGUGCACAUGUUCCAGCCACUUGAGAGCCCGGAUCGCAUGAUUCCUAGAACGACGUAUGUGCUGGAGGCCGAAAGCUUCUGUGCAUUUGAGGUGCCACAAGUCACGCAGUGUUGGAUCGGUAGUGGGCAUGCCAAACUGCACCAUUGCCUGCCCCAGGGACUCUCUUUUAGCGGAAUAGAAUGUGUAACGAAUGAGGUAGUGGUUGCAUUCUGGAACGUCAGAAUCAUCGGGCCAGUUUCCAUUUCGCAGGAUAAUAUUGAAAACACCAGAAGGGAGGACUUAUUUUGCACAGAAUUCUGAGCUGUUGUCUCCGGCGAGGGCGAGGCCCGUUCUGACGUUCAGUUUUGUGCGAGAAGCAGUGAUGCUGUGGUUUCAGCUGCUUUAAUAAGUUUGGUGGAGCAGGUUCAGGCGGUGUGUGCUGCCUUAGUCGAGAGAUGACAUAUUGAAGUGAGACAUGGGCGGCUGUGCCGUCUGAAUGCGGGCGUGUGCGCAUGUUGCAGUCGGCCAGACUGUAAGCUCAACGCGCCCAAGACGGCUCACUGUGAAGGUGAAUGACCUUGACUUAGCGGGGCAUUGGACUGAGGUGACCCACAUCGUUAUGAUGGCUGUCGGCUACAAAUGCCACAACGAAGUCAAUAAAGCAGACAACGUUUGGUUCUUGGUAAAUAUGGUAGAAUUAAAGUAUACUCGGUUGUAUGACUAUUUUUUUGGCGCACCCAAGCAUGGCCAGGCUUCUCCCGCCAGUCAGACACCAAGAAAGCCAUCUCAAAAUGACAAUGGUAAGGCUCUUUAGAGCGAGACUGAUCAGACUUCUGUCCCAGUACUUCUCGCAUACCCACUUUUCCAAUUUGAAGACAGACAAAGAUUUUGCUGAACCUUAACCAUGAGGAACAAUCUUAUCUCUAUGACUGGUUCGAUCACCCUCAUUAUCCAGGUCACCGAACCGUCAACACAGGACCUGUUGACUUCGUUGGGGGUUCCGUCCACUGCGGGCGUUUUAUCAUUGCGCGAAUGUUAUAUUGUGAUUGCAUUUGUUGGCUAGAUCGCAGUUGGUAGCCAGGUGCCGUAUUAGAGGUGGCUGGGGGCUUUGUCUACUGGGGUUAUUUUGUGGGACUCCAUAAUCACAUCUGACCCAUUUGGCUUCCGUUUUACGUUUGAGGUUAGGAUUAGGGUACCGGUUUAAUGGUUUCUGAUUAUCGGGUUAGGGUUAUGUCUUUAGGUUUAGGUUUUCGGGUUCCGGUUAGGCUUCGAGCGUGCGAUUGGGUUGCAGUAUUACGGUUAGGUUUCUCAGUUGUGGCUAUGUCUAAGGGCUACGGUUAAGUUUAUGAUUUUGAUUAGGAUUAUGGUUGCCGUUAGAGUUAACGGUUAACGUUUAAGGUCGAGGUUAGGGUUAGGGUUACGGUUAGGAAUAGCGUUAAGGUUAGGAUUAGGGUUAAGGUCGCCGUCCGCCUCCCCAUUCCUGGCUACCAACUGCGAUCUAACCCAUUUGUUUUCUGGGAGGUCAGGUCAAACGACACUGCAUAAGCUGGAUAAGAAUAAAACUCCACUCCAUAGAAGGGACAGGUGAUGAUGGGUUGGGCUUUGGGGUCAAAGAGGCGCUCCAUUUUAGCCGAGUCCUAAACAGUAAGGUCGCUAUUUGAAUCGCGGACUUUCAUUCAGUGCAAGUGAUCUACUGCUAACUGGGCGAGUAAGUUAAUAGUUUUGUACUGUCGCCAUCGUUUGGGGUUUGCUCCAUUGAACUUCCGCCACUUCAACCCAACAGUGUUUGCCGUUAUUUUCCGAAGUUCGUGGUAGAAGGUCGUCACGGCAUCCAGUUGAAUUACCUGGACAGACGACUGGAGAGCUCUUGUGCCGUCCUAGCCAUUGCGGUGCUGUUCAGUGAGUCCGAGCAUGCAUGCAGCUGCCCAACUGGUGAAGAGUUCAUUACUAUCACCAUUUGCCUCAGGGUGAGACCGAAUUUCGGCUUUUAGAGCCUCGACAAAGUUAGUCCACCACAAUGUCACGAUAUCAAGUCUAACAAGAGGCGCUCUGGAAACACGGGAGACGUAUGCGAACUCUGACACGGCCCGACCUGUGGACGUUGGCCGUUUUGGUACUACGAAUCGGUCUGCUACUAUGCACCACCUAUGAAACGAUUAACUAGGAUUCAGUCAGUCAGGUUACUAUUUAGAUUUGUAAUACCAGGUUAUCGCCACAAAGAACCAAGCUGGCCAAUAAGACAAUUGGUCAAACAGUCGUUUAGUCUGCUGUUCUUGACCCCGGCAGCAGAGAACUCUUCUGGCCACUUCGUGUAUCUGCAAAGAGCAUUAUCCUUUGUACUGCUGGUCGUCACUGGACGUUGGCGUAUAGCUGGAAACGACAGGGUAGUAUAGUAUUUUUUCUCUGAGGAGACACGAUCGCUGGAACAAGUGCUUUAUUAGCCUGACGUUUCGGAUUCUCACUCGAAUCCAUCAUCAGAGGCAGAGUCAGAUCAGGGUAGUGAAUUGCCCAGGUGUUGCGAUAUUUAUAGGAUGUAGUUCCUAGGCCGCUACAUACGUAUCACAGUUGGCAGCUCCCGUGUGCGUCACAGCUCGAUUAUUGGCUCCCACGUUCAUCGCACGCCGCGGAGGGGCCGGCUACCGGAUUUCGUCAUCCAUGUGGACUCUUGGGUAACUUGGCUCGCCGACAUUGAUACAGGCGACAGCGGUUAUCCGCAUGCUAUCCUCGCGGCUAACUACUUUGCCUAGGCUAAAUCACAGCGCCAACUAUGGAGAGGGAAGGUCGUUGCGCUUGUUAAUUGAUGGAGGACCGGAAAACCAUGACUCGAGCAGUUCGCGGCUCAUGCGGUUGUCGCCUCCAUCAAGAAUUUCGGCUUCGUAAAACUUGAAUGUGUGGUUGGGUCCCGUCCAAUGAGCCGCGACUUGGGAGUUGGCGUCGUUCCUCCUCACUGCUGCCGCGUGCUUGCCCAACCGCGUCCAGAGUAUUCUCCCGGUUUCUCCGACAUAGUUGCUGUCAGAGGUCGAGCGUGCUGCCCUAAGAGGGCUCAAGGCCGACAAAGGCAUCUUCAUUGUGCCUGCGGACAAGAGGCGUCCCACGGUUGUUUUGGACAGGAUAGCUUACCUCAAGAAAGCUGAACUUUUACUGGAGGACCGCCAGCCCUAUACCCCUUGCGCAUCCAACUCCCUAAAAACAGACACUAGAAACCAAUGCGACGCUGUUGGCAUUGGAAAACUUGGCUAGCCAAAUUACCCAAGAGUCCACAUGGAUGACGAAAUCCGGUAGCUUCUGAUGAUGGAUUCGAGUGUGAAUCCGAAACGUCAGGCUAAUAAAGCACUUGUUCCAGCGGUCAUCUCUCCUUCUCCGCGACGACUUCCUGGAACUCGCCUCUUAGCUUCUAUUAGCAAGUGUUUUUUCUGCCUCUCAUGCGUCAGCCGACUUUUUGACUGGCUCCUAUUCAAUAAAUGCAUAGUUCGCGCUUUCCGAAGGAACGCUGACCCCACCAUGUCUGUCAGAAGAGUUGCAUGAACCGCUGCGAGGUAGGUUUAGACUUCGGGAUCAUGAUUCCCCUAGAGCUUGGCUCAGAGGUUCGGGAGUUGUCGGUUCCCGUGGACGCCGUGGCUGGUAUUAUCAUGUUGAAUUCGAAUGAUUUUUUGAGGUUUCUUGGGAAUUGUGAGUGGUGACGGGUCUGUAGCAGUUGUCCAGUUUGUUUGAGGCCCUCUAGCAUUCUAGCUCAGAAAUCUAGCUGCAAGGCCACUAUAUGCUACGCAACUAUACAGUUUCACCCUCGUAUCACUAUUUACUCGUGACAUUGUACGUCAUUAAGCGUCAGCUGACCAAGAUAAAUCGCAAUUUCUACCGAGUAUUUCUGUUUUAUAGACGUCUUAACAGUUGAGAAAUCACAAAUUAUGAAGUUUUUUGUUGUGUCACUCUUGUUUAAAAUCUUAUAUUCCAGAUUCCGAUCUUGCUGUGACACGAACACUUAAAGUUCUCCCGUUCAUGUGCUCAUUAACUGCCCCUUUAGAACUGACACAGCCUUUGUGCCGAAAUCAGAAUGACUGGUGUGUGGUUUGUACCCAUAUUGCCUCUGUAAGUUCCAGCUGGAAUGAUCCAAUGCCUUCUUAUUUGUAGCACUAAACCCCUGCCUUUCCAGGCUUUCCCCGAGCUUCGAGGUUCUUAGGCUCACCACUACCUAUGAGUCUUCAUGUUCUCUUUGAGGAUUGACAAAGUCGUGAAUUCAGUAUGAAAGUCGGAAGCCAGCUUCUUCGAGUGAAUAUUGUAAUUGGGGUGAACUCGCCACUGUUAGGUUUUCUUCAGAGUUUGCUCGACAUGGCUCGGUUUGUUUGGGACGCAGAUUUCAGUAUUCCCAAACGGCCUAGACAUUUUAGUAAUAGCAGCUGUUCCGUACUAACCUUUUAUCUAACCCUCUUCAUGGAGUGCAUUAUAGAAGUGUGAGUUCCUAGUCUACCAUAAGUGCAUUCUCAAAAACGCGUUUUAAAGACCUUAAUGACAGGAUUAAACCGACGUUUUUGCAGGAUUGGUCAGACAUUACAUACCAAGGGCAAAGUUUAAAACUCGAAUGACUCGCUUUUUCGCGGGGAUCGUUCGUUAGCUAACGACAUGACCUUUUAAUUCGUGAAAUAGAAAACUCUUUCGAUUGAGCAGAAGGAAAAGAGAGACGUCGACCAACAUAGUCGCUCCCGUUACCUUCUGGAAUUGCUUUUUGUCCAUGCGGAACUCUUGUCCUCAAAACCAAUCUCUCCUACUUCAACCAGUAGCUUUCUGAGGCCACAUUCAUGUCCUCUGCGUGCGCUAGGGUUGGCCAAUUCGUCGAAUUUCAUUUGUGCAGUCAGCUCUCGGUAAAUACGGGGACCAGGGACGCGAUGUUAGGAAUUUCCACCCACCCCAGAGAGUUACCAGUGCUGCCCGCACAGCAACGACUAAGCCUCGCUUUUAUCAUCUACCGAAGACCGCGUCACACGCUGCCGGAGGCUGCGGUACACUUUGCGACGUUCGUGAAUGCUAGAUCUAUUGCUGCAGCAAAAACAUUGAGAUGAAUGACAUUAAAUACCACCAAACCAACGUAACUGGCUUUGCUGAUUAUGAUACCAGUGAAGGACGCUGGCUGUCAGGACGGUAUUCCGCAUUUGCGAUACUUGUUGCUCAUAUUCAUCCGACACUUCCAUUAUGUUUAUAAUCAGGGGGUAACAGUGUUUUUUUCUGGGUGAUCAAAGAGCGACUGAAUGCAGCGUUCGGGAAAUGUACAAUUAACAGAGCCUUUUCGCAUGUUCCUGCUUUACUUGCCAGUGAUGCCUGAAUGUAUUUGAAAAGUAGGUUUAGGCAAGGCGUCUUUUCGUUAAAAUCUAUCGACCAUCGUCCUCUGACGACCCACGUCUUCAAACCCAUGGAGCUACCCACGAUAGAUUGAACAGGUAGCAGAUUAAUGACAGAUACCAAUGACUACUCUUUACCAAAAGAUUUAUAUAACUAUUUAAUGGCAAUAACGUUGACAUCAUCAGACCCGCACCUGCGUGCUUUGUAUAGAUGCAUUUUUCACCAUACUCCCAACGCGGGCACUGACUAGAAUUCCUUAGACGCGUUUCGCCAAUUUUCCGCUGUUUAAUGGUGCAACUACAAAGUGUUCUGUUGCUUGAUGGGGCACUUCGGUGUCCCCUGCACGGUUUCUGGUAUAACUGUAGGUAGCAAGUGGCGUCUUGCUAAUUGGAUUUAUACCGGCAGCUAAACAGAGUUGCUCGGGGACUCACUGACGAAGCGAACCCCUCACACUUGUGUCAUGCCGUAGGUAAUCGGUGAGCACGCGUCUGUGCUUUUAGCUGGCACUUGUACUGGAAAUAUAGUGAGCGUAGAGCACGUGUUCAACUUCCACUGAUGCAGUGUAGUUUUAAUUUACUACUUUCAUGACACAAAGUAUGAUAUGUUCCUUGCAGAUUAAUUCUUUAUUAUACAAUCCGACGUUGGAGAUUGCGUAAAAAUCGCGUUUAUCCUCCAAGUGACCUGAUGUGUCUGCAGGCACAACGCUGUUCACCCAGCUUUUGUCACCGUCACCAGUUAUCGUCUGCUUUUUACCGUAUUCCGUUGUUUGUGUAUCCAGACGACAAAGCGUUGACCAUUCAUAUAUACAUUCACGUGUUCCAUUCCUCCUCAACGUAGGAACAGUCCCUUACAACAUCUGACUUACCAAGGAGUUCAUACUUGAAAAACAGUCCUAGCAAACACCGGACAUUGUCGGCAAUUCUGGCAACACCAACGUUUGAGACAGACCGGGAAAUAGGAGAAUCACGCAACCGGGAGACCUAUGCUAUAGGACGUGAUCGAUCCGCCGACACUUGAAUUCACAUCGGCUGUCUUAUAUCUGAGCAAUCACAACAGCGCCUAGCUGUGCCGAUUAAUGAAUACCCCUUUUCUUUAUGGCUCGCAGGGGAAGCCUAUUCUAAGUGAUCAGCAACGCAGAUAUCUGAUUUGCGAGAUUUUUUGUUCCUUUUACCUGUCGUUUCUGAGAACUUGUGCUGAAAGAUUCUCAAGGGUGAUUGGUUUUUCAGGUGAUGCAUUGUUCUGCCAAGUAACUCCUAUGAGUGGGCAUGUUCGCUAUCCGGCGCUUGAACCUGGACAGGUUCGCUUUCCUAAGAAAAUGUCAAUUAAUUCGCACAAUAAUUUUCAUAGUUGAGGGGGUAGAUUACCGAGUACAAAUUCGGAGGGCCGCCGGUUCGAUCGUGCCUCUUAAAAAACUUGGCUAUGGGAUCUCCCUACUUACCACGCUCUGCUCUGAAUUUCGCCCGGAAUUGAUUCUAAUGUACACAAGCCACGUGCCUGUUGGCGUACGCUAAAUUUGCUUUCUCCUGAAAUGUGUCGAAAUUUACGAAACUCUGCUCGUCGCUCGCAAACCGAGGCAAACGAACUCACCAAAACUGCGAUUUAAUAAUGAACGACGUUAGCGAGUUGAGAGCGAAGUGUUGUUAGUAAUAUUACGUUGUUUACAAAUAUCAGUUUCUUAAAAAACAGGAAUCCCGAGACGUCAGAAAUCGUUCUAACCGAAUAAAUGUAAGUUUUGGAUGCAUAAAGAGCCUAUCCAUGUGCAAAACUGAGCACAAAAAACAGCACAAGUAGAAUAACUUCUGAAAAUAGUCCCUUAGUGAAGUUUUUACUUAACUAUCCUUCAGGACUUAGUCAAAUAUCAAGCAGUGCAGUUAGCUAACAAUUUGCAGUUUGAGUUUAGGGUUCAAAACGGUUUCACGAGAGUAAGGUGUAUUUUUUCCGUUUUGUUUGAUUUCGCCUGUAGAGACGUCACGGGAAUAAAAGCUUGCAUAAGGUCACAUGUUGACAGGCAGGCCAGGGAAUAAACUGUGACGUAAACAAGCCGUUUUGUGUAUGUUGGGAAAACGUUCCUUUCGUCAAAUUUCUUGGCGGUUUUUUCUUGAGUGAAGAAAAAGACUGACCGAGCACCGAAACAGUCUGUUUAUUGUUCUAAGCUUUUGAACUCGUACAGGAAUCCACCGUCCGGGAUAGUAGCAACAACAGAUCGCCUUUGAAAUAUCGGUGGAUAUUUCAGGGCUUCUAAUGUUUUCAGUCGAUUGCCCAUGGGUAUGGGUUCUGUGAUGUGUUCUUUAAAACCUCCAAACUAAGAUAGUUUUUGAAAGCAUUUACCGGGGUGGUGAGCGCUUAGACAUUAUUUCUAGGGCAGAUGGCUGUUUGAGUUAUUUUUACUCGCCCAAACAUAGAACCUCGUCACCGAGAAAAAUAAACGUACACAACGAAGGUCGGCAAUGAAUACGCUCUAGAUUAGUUGAAAAACCUCAUAUAGUAAGCUACUUCUUUAAAGAGCGCUUCGAUAAGGGAGUUCACUGACGGAUGUUUGCGUUUUCCUUUUUCCAAGGUAAAGAGGAAGAAUUGAAAUUUUUAGUCGACUUUUUCUCUGAAAAGUAGUGGCAACUUUUCAGUUGCAAACAAAACCCACUUUCCUCUUAAUAUUGGAGUCCAGUUCGGUAUAUUUGCUUACCUAUAGGCACUUUUCUACGAUUACAAAUGCACAACAGGGCAGCUACAUAAAUACUGAGGUAUUAACAGAACUGCCAAUCUGUCAGUUGCGUCUCUAAGAUACGCAUCAUUGGAAACUAGAUCAUACAAGAAGUAUCUUGCUGCAUUGCGAGUCCGACCGUCGUAUCCGACGAUUGUACACCGUGUGCUCCCCAGCAAGGUGAGAGCUGGCAGGAUGACUUGUGUGUGAAUUAAUGUGUAAUGAUAGUAGACUUGCACGACAUAUACCCCACUCUCCUCCUCCCCCGCCUGACCUCGGUGUCAGGACAUAGUCAAGAAGGCCGAAGGCGGGAGAGUGCGCAGGUGGCUGGCACGGCCGGACCCGUACCUAGGCGUACCACUGCACCCCCUGGUCCACGAUAAACAUUGGGUCAGGAUUUUAACCAGCAACAAAAUCGAUCAGAAAGAAAAGGGUGACAAAAGUCACUAGACAACCAAGCACACCUGUACACCUCACAGGAGCGCAAGCGCAUCACCGGUAGGGAACCAGGUGCCAAAGAGCUGUCAGGCAGCGAGGCCCAUGGCUUGCUGAAUCAUGACAUACCGGAAGCAUACAAUCCUUAAGGCCUACCUCACCAUAUGCUUUAAAGUUAACAUAGCCACUUGGUGGAAGGCUUUUGCGGCAAGUUAUUGAGUAUUCAGAUAGGGUAGGAAGAUGUCGUAACGUUUAAACAGAGGGUUGCCUGUAGGCGUUAUUACUGUGUUUUAAGGAAUGAAACCACACAGAUCUGUAAAUCAGACUUUAGAAUCCAUAUUAUCUACCUUUCUGAAAAUAACCUUAAUUUAAGUCACUGUAUUUCGGACCACAAAUAGUUUGUAUAGUCGACCCUAGAUCUCAGCUGAUGAAGCUUUUGGUUGACAUUAAUUAGUGUAAAACAAGCAAAACUGUAAUUGUAUUUUGAAACCCGUCUAUACUGCAAGGGGUCUCAAGGCGCAUACUCAAGCAACUCCAAGUCGCUGAGAUGUAAGGGCUUUGCCUAUUAUCCUUACCAAAUAAACUGAACUGAAUGACUGACUGACGCUGAUUCAAAGACUCAUUCUCCCCACUUUUAGGUCAUUUGCGCCUGAUGUCAAUGAACAGCGCGUCUUCGGCGCACCUCAGUGGCCCCCUCCCAUUGGCUCAGACAGCUGCCUUCCCAUGAAGACGACUCCCUGCUCCAUCGAACGGUACAGCUACAAAACCGAUGGUCAACCGUCGCAGCUUACUGUAUUUCAGCCUGCGUCUAAACGCACCAGUAACAACCUCUCCCCCCGCUUUCCCCGAGUACUUCGGCCACGCGAGUUUGUGUGCCGGAAGUGCAAGAAAAGUUUUCCUCUGGAAGAGCCGAAACCACUGUCUACUCCCGUAACUUUGAAUUCAUCAGAUACACAGUCUACACGGGUUCUGCGGAAUCCCUCCUCAGAAAUCAUCCGACAAUCCACCACCACACCCAACGCUAUCGCACCGCUGCCUACUACCUCCGAGAUCCGGCGUGUUACUCCACCAAUAAUUCCGAAACUAGAGUCCUGCAUCAAGUCUAAAGAAACUGGGAGUAGCUCUGAUGCCGACAAUGGUUCUGUCCUUGAACACAAAUCUUCGUCACGUCGUAAACGAGAUCACAAACGGUCCAGUCGAAGUCCACCACAGUCGAAAAGACGGCGUGAUUCUGAUGCUAAUUCUGCAGCAGUUGUACCUGUUGAACCAUCCGUGGACCCCAGUAUUGAGUUGCCGGAAAAAGUUACCCCUCCUACAAAACAUGCAUUACACCUUGAUGUUUUAGAAUCUGACUCAUCGUCCGUACAUCUGCGAAAAGACCGAAUAAAGGCCCAGUAUCAAAGCUCCUCGCACACCCAAAUUGUGAUGCCAACGGGCCGUCGUCACAAUCUGCCACGUCCUGUCUCCACUGAUUUAUCUAAAAAGUCCCGGAAACUCGGCAGGCAUAGAGUUGUCCUCGGUUCCCCUAGCUCAAAAUCUCUCAACACCUCUCCUUCGGACACGAAAAACUCGAGUUCGCCCAUCAAGAACAAAGUCUCUUCCUCCGCUGCCACCACCAAGGAGUCAAGUAAUUCCGAAUCACCCGAGUCAAGCCGAGCCCAUAAUGGAAUGAGCCCGGCUCCAAAAACUCCGUCUCUUCCCACUGCGGAUGACGCUGCCCAGCGGCCAGUCAUAACACGUGAAAAUAGCCUCUGCUCUUCUACCUCCGCGGACGAAGUCCCUCCAACCUCGCCGAGGCUCACGCCAAACUCUGCCUCCGGACGCCGCCGGUCGGGUUGCUAUGAGAAACCAAAGAACCGCUGGAUCCGCGCUGAACGAAUCCGCGACACAGAAGAAGCUGGGAAAAGUUCUAACUCGGUCUCCUCGUCUGUUUCCAUCGAGAAAAGACGGAAAUCUGCCGACCUUAUGUCUACCGAUGUCACAACUAUGAACAGCAGCAGACAGAGGUCAUCUCAGUCUACUCCUGUGACGCUACCUGUUCUGCAACCGGAGGCAGCCUUGCCGCUGUGCACGCUUGUAACCGAAUCCGCAGCUGCCAAUACUGACGCUAGCCUGCCCCCUCCAGAUUCGCCCAACGUGCCCGACUAUCAGGUCGUUUCUAACCCGCCUCAGGAGUCUACAUUCAUUCCGCCAAUUAAGAUAAAAAUAAACCGCAGCGCCGGACAACUGAAGAGCCGCUCGAAGGUCGGACAGACUGACGUGGAUGGGUACGAGAUGAAGGCUGAGUGUGUGAAAGACUUGGCGGCAUCGUCUGAUACUGAUGACCGGUCGAAGACCAAAUCAGACGAAAUAGUUCCCUCAUCAGCACCAAAGCAGCCACAGGGUGCCUCAAACGGCGGUCGUCGCUUCGUUCGACGCUUUCAAAUGCCAGACGAUGGUUCCGUUUUUCGUCUUGGCGACAUUGUGUGGUGUAAACUCUCAGGCUGGCCGUUUUGGCCAGCUCGCAUUACCAGCAUUGCAAAAGAGGAAUCUACGGGCACCGCCUGUGUUCGAUGGUUUGCCUGGAAUCAGGUUUCCUACAUGGCCUGUGAUAAAUUGUGGCCAUUCCUCGAACAUUAUGACAAGAAGUUAGACAAACGGAAAAAGCGGGGUGUCUACAAGCAGGCCGUUGACCAGGCGUUGGAGGCUGCCCGAUGUAGGGAACAAGAACUUCGAACAAAGGCGGAGAAUGCUGCUGGGGAAAGCGGAAGUGAUGAUGACGGAUCAGGGUGGGUUGAAGAGGGAGUCGCCUCAAAGUCUGUCCCAUGUGCAGACGAACCGGUUGCUGAGAAUGAUAACGAAGACACCGAGCCCCAACAUCCUCUCCCAGCACAAAUUCCAACAGUCGAUAGCGAUGCUGCUGCCCCUGCCGGGGUUCCAGUCAGGCAAUCCUGCCGCGGACGCCGUUCUAGCAACAAGACGUGCGGCCGCAAGCCAAGACCGUCAUGUCCUGUCUCCCAGAGUAGUGACGUGGAAUCUGACCCUUAUCUUGCUGCCCAGCAAACCAGUCCACUAUCCACUGAGCACUCCGAAGCCCGUUCAUUUACCCAUAGUGUUGAGAUACUACGAACAUUAGAGACUUUGCCCUUAACUUCCCCCUUCUCGACUUCUUCCGCAGAUACCCCAAGUAAACUUCUUCGUUUAGAAGAAUUGUGUGGAAGAAGUAGAGAACCGUCGGCCUUGGCCACUUUGAAAACCAUUCAAGACCCACUCGAUGUUGUUCUACAUUCAUCUGCUUCACAAAUUGAUGAAGAACCUGGCUAUCUGAAUGUCCUCUCCACCGGUGACAGUCCUACCUCUUCUCGGUGCAUUUCCUCUAUUCCUACUCAGUCCCAGAUACCAGUUUCUUCCACGGCCCUGGGGGUCGAUGAGGAAGCUGGUUUCAGCUACACUAGAUUAUUGAAGUCCACCAUCGAAGUUCUCACGUCGGAAGAGGAAUCUGAGGGUGAAGACGUUGGCCGGUUAAUAAUUGACUCCGGUUCGAUGCAUAACUCCCGAAUUCCUGCUUCAGACACAGUCACAAUCCCCUCGAAUGUUAGCCAUCGAUCGAGCUACACUUUCUCACCACCAAUUACCGAUGCUUCCUUCCUUCCAUCGACGUCUGCCGCUGAUGUCCCCGGGCCCAUAGCUUUUUCCGAGACACUAGAGCCCCCGCCACAAUCUGUAUCAGCAGUCAUCAACUGCAACCACCUGAUUCAGAGCAGUCCAUUUACAAUACCGCCCCCUCGAAUCAUCCCAUACUCCGCAAUGGACACUGAUGCCAGCUGGACAUGA
This is a messenger RNA of Spirometra erinaceieuropaei, 20472 nucleotides long. The record is from the annotation of a GenBank genome assembly. NCBI's taxonomy places the organism in Eukaryota, Metazoa, Platyhelminthes, Cestoda, Diphyllobothriidea, Diphyllobothriidae.